CGGGGCGGGCCCGGCGGACGGAGGCGGAGUUGGUCGGCGGGGCUCGGUGCGGCCCGGUGCCUCCGACGGCCGGGGAGGCCGCGCCCAGCCCCGCAGGCCUCCCCGGGGCGGGCGGGCCGCCAUGAAGCCGAGCGCAGAGGAGCCCGUGCUGCUGGCGGAGCUGAAGCCGGGCCGGCCCCAGCAGUACGACUGGAAGUCGAGCUGUGAGACGUGGAGCGUGGCCUUCUCGUCCGACGGCGCCUGGUUCGCCUGGUCGCAGGGACACUGCCUGGUCAAGCUGAUCCCGUGGCCGCUGCAGGAGGCUGAGCUCUGCAGGGCUUCAGAGCGCAAGAGCCACAAAGCAGAGAGCAAGCGGAGCCGAGUGGGAGCCAAGGAGAAGACUCUGGAAUGUGGGCAGAUCGUGUGGGGUUUGGCCUUCAGUGCAUGGCCGACAGCACGGCACCCCGAUGGGGCAGCAGGGCUGUGCUGCCAGGUGUUGGCCACCGGCCUCAACGAUGGGCAGAUCAAGGUGUGGGAGGUACAGACAGGACAUCUUCUCUUCAGCCUUCUGGGGCACCAGGAUGUUGUCAGGGACCUGAGCUUUGCUCCCAAUGGAAGCCUCAUCCUGGUGUCGGCAUCGCGGGACAGGACCCUGCGCGUCUGGGACCUCAACAGAGAUGGGCGGCAGGUGCAGGUGCUGACGGGCCACGUGCAGUGGGUCUAUUGCUGCUCCAUCUCCCCUGACUGCAGCAUGCUCUGCUCAGCUGCUGGAGAGAAGUCGGCACUGCUGUGGAGUAUGCGGUCCUACACGCUCAUCCGCAAGCUGGAGGGGCACCAGAGCAGUGUGGUGUCCUGUGACUUCUCACCAGACUCAGCGCUCCUUGUCACUGCCUCAUACGACACCUGUGUUAUCAUGUGGGACCCCUACACUGGGGAGCAGCUGAGGACUCUGCGCCAUGUCCCCUUGCACUCAGCACUGGAGUAUAGAGGUGAUGUCCACACCAGCUCCCUGCGGUCGGUCUGCUUCUCCCCAGAGGGCCUGUACCUGGCCACGGUGGCAGAUGACAGGCUCCUGAGGAUCUGGGCGCUGGAGCUGCGAUCUCCAGUGGCGUUUGCUCCCAUGACAAACGGUUUAUGCUGCAUGUACUUCCCUCACGGCGGCUUCAUUGCCACAGGGACCAGAGAUGGCCACGUCCAGUUCUGGACUGCUCCAAGAGUCCUCUCAUCACUCAAGCACUUGUGCCGCAAAGCCCUGCGCACCUUCCUGACCACGUACCAGGUCCUGGCGCUCCCCAUCCCCAGGAAGCUGAAGGAGUUCCUCACCUACCGGACCUUCUGAGGUAGCAGAGACACGGAGGUGAGGAGCCCCUCUGCCUUGUGCUAGGGCUGGCUGCCCCACAAAGCACCGCUGGCUUGUGAGCUGUGGGGCCGGACUGUUGUUUCCCCUCGUUUUGGGGCCGUCUGUGAACGUGGAGGUAUUUUCUUGUGUAAUAAUACUAGAACCCAGCAAAAAUGCUUGCAGAGUGCAAGGGGCACGGCACAACCUGGGGACGGCUCUGGUCCCCCUGUCCCCCUGCUGUCUGCAAGUUAUGGGUGAGGUGCUUUUGCUUCCAAGUGCAAUGUUGUGGGGUGAAGACCAGCAGCUGCAGUCUGAGCAGUGUUUGUCAGUACGGAUUUGAGGCCACAGCCAUCCCUGAUAACAGCACCCUGUGCCAGGAGCAGCCCAGACCUCAGUUCCUGGAGGGAUGUGGGCUCUGCUGUUCUCAGGGUCUGGGCUUGACAAACCUGAGUCAGUCUCUGCAGGCUGAAUGACAGCAACGACAGAAUAAAAGAUGAUUCCUCACACCUU
This is a messenger RNA of Coturnix japonica (Japanese quail), 1828 nucleotides long. RefSeq names its product WD repeat and SOCS box containing 2 (gene WSB2). Gene Ontology annotation, molecular function: protein binding. Gene Ontology annotation, biological process: intracellular signal transduction; protein polyubiquitination. Lineage: Eukaryota; Metazoa; Chordata; Aves; Galliformes; Phasianidae. The record is from RefSeq and is a predicted model, not a curated record.